AUGAGCAGCCAGUACACGCGUGAUCAAGCAAUUUGCAUGGCCUUCUACGUGGUUUACACUGAUGAAAAUAUGAAGAUUUACAAAAAGAAAAUUGAAGAAUUAGAUUCCUUUGAAAUUUGCUGGACAGAGGUCGAUAUUCAAGAAAAGCGACAAUUAAUUGAACUUGUGACAGAAGGUCAAGCUAAACAAUUUAUCAAUGAAGUGUUUAGUCCAAAAGAGCACGAAAAUGAAGAAUUGUAUUCAAAACAAACGGUAUCAACUGCAUACGUAUAUGAGAUUGUCAAGCAACACACAGUGUUUUUCGGUUCUAGAACCGCUCAAUCAUUUGCGACUUGGUGCCGAAACAAAAAAGUAGAUUUUUUGACUUCAAAAGAAAAGAAGGGAAAGAAGAUAAGUAGAGAUUUAUUUAUCUUGGACGAACGUUGUUAUGGUAAAAAAUAA
Molecule: messenger RNA, 441 nt
Organism: Mucor mucedo
Lineage: Eukaryota; Fungi; Mucoromycota; Mucoromycetes; Mucorales; Mucoraceae
Exons: 2
Coding region: 1-441 (146 amino acids)
Source: RefSeq, a predicted model, not a curated record